This is a messenger RNA of Chionomys nivalis (European snow vole), 10948 nucleotides long. It is a transcript of the gene Rsf1, whose product is annotated as remodeling and spacing factor 1. Gene Ontology annotation, cellular component: RSF complex. Gene Ontology annotation, biological process: regulation of DNA-templated transcription. The record is from RefSeq and is a predicted model, not a curated record. Bases 90 to 4406 code for a protein of 1438 amino acids. The transcript has 16 exons. Lineage: Eukaryota; Metazoa; Chordata; Mammalia; Rodentia; Cricetidae.
GCGGCCCUGCCGGCCCUCGGCUCCCCCCGAACUCCUCCCGCCGCCGCCGCUCCCCCCCCAUCCCCUCCUCCUCCAUCCUCCAGUUCAAAAUGGCGACGGCGGCGGCGGCGGCGAUGGCUCCUCCGGGCUGCCCGGGUUCGUGCCCCAACUUCGCCGUCGUCUGCUCCUUCCUGGAACGCUACGGGCCGCUGCUGGACCUGCCCGAGCUGCCCUUCCCCGAGCUGGAGCGGGUGCUGCAGGCGCCGCCGCCGGACAUCGGCCACGGAGAAGUACCAAAAGAAUUGGUGGAGCUCCAUUUGAAGUUGAUGAGGAAGAUUGGCAAAUCCGUUACAGCAGACAGAUGGGAAAAAUACUUGAUCAAGAUAUGCCAAGAGUUUAACAGUACCUGGGCAUGGGAGAUGGAGAAGAAAGGCUAUCUUGAGAUGAGCGUGGAGUGCAAACUAGCACUCUUAAAGUAUCUCUGCGAGUGUCAGUUUGACGACAAUCUUAAAUUCAAGAAUAUAAUUAAUGAGGAGGAUGCUGAUACUAUGCGUCUCCAGCCAAUUGGGCGGGACAAAGAUGGCCUCAUGUACUGGUACCAGUUGGAUCAAGACCACAAUGUCAGAAUGUACAUAGAAGAACAAGAUGAUCAAGACGGCUCUUCUUGGAAAUGCAUUGUCAGAAAUCGAAACGAGUUGGCUGAGACUCUUGCACUCCUGAAAGCACAAAUUGAUCCUGUACUAUUGAAAAACUCUAGCCAACAGGAAGACUCUUCCCGGGAAAGUCCCACUCUAGAGGAUGAGGAGACUAAAAAAGAGGAAGAAACACCUAAACAAGAGGAAUCGAAGGAAAAUGGAAAGACGAAAGGUGAUGGGCAGCCAGGAGAUCCCAUCAAGCGCUCUGUGUCCAAUGUUCUAGAAGAGACAGCUGUGAAGACGGAAGAGGACGGAAAGGAGCUCGCGAAACUGCCCGUCAUUGUAAAGCACGAAAAACCUCUGCCAGAAACAGAGGGGAAAAAGAUCAUCAGGGAGGAAAGCGAUUCCUUCAAGGAAAAUGUCAAACCCAUUAAGGUAGAAGCAAAGGAAUGCAGAGUGGACUCCAGGGAUCUCAAGGGCAGCUCGGAGAGACUGGGCACACAGGAGCCCGAGCGAGUAGACUUUGGUGGCAGCAUCCGAUCUUCUCAGGACAUCCCAGAGAAAUCUUCUGAGGAAACAGAGAAGCUUAGAAAUGACCAGCAAGCCAAGAUACCACUCAAAAAACGUGAAAUUAAGCUGAGUGAUGGUUUUGACAGACCUUUGUGUAAGUCAGCUACUCCAACAAAAGAAGUUUUGAAAGAUGAAAUAAAGCAAGAGGAAGAGACUUGUAAACGGCUCUCCGCCACCAGUGCUCUGAGUCACGAAGGGAAACAGCUAGUGAAUGGGGAAAUUGGCGACGACAAGCUAACUCCAGCUCUUAGGUCGGAACAGAUGGAGACGCAGCUUUGUGAGACAAAGGAAGAUGGGUCUAGCAUCCCCUCUAAGGACGGAAAUGGUGCUGAGAGCUUCAAUUCUGUCCCAGCAAGCUCAAAGAUAAGUGAGCUUGAGAAAGAAGUCCCUUCAGGAAAUGGUGUAGAUAGCUCUGUAUCUACCAUAGAGAGCCUCAGUCAGAAAGGAAGGUCAGAGGAGUCUGCGCCUCCAAACGUGGAAAUGCCUCUUGAGCCUUUAGAGACAGAGACUGAUCUCUCUUUAAAACCCGCGCCAUCUGCCACUGAAUCCUGCACGGCAAAAGUCGAAGAGAAGGCCCCCGAAAGUAAGAAUGAGAACCACACUCCAGGCAGAGAAUGCCCGGAAAAGGUGGAGAAGGCCAAAAAGACUGUUGCUGAUAAGGAAAGGCUGAGUCCAAUACCCGAAGAGGCUGUGAGGAGUCCUCGAGAAUCAGAAAAGCCAGGUCCUUGUGACAUGGCUGAAACUUCCCUCCCAUCCGAGAUGACUGGCCCCAAGGAGAAACCGGCCUCAGAAAAAAAAGACUGUCUAGAGAGAGGGUCAAGUGAAGGUCAAUCCCUUGAAAAUUCAAGCCCAGAAAUUCUAAAAGAGGAUUCUGAGUCCAGGAAGGUAGAAGCGGCUAGUCUGGACACCGUCCAGGCCUCUGGCAUGGAGGGUACUUCUGAGACCAGGAAGGUAGAAGCGGCUAGUCUGGACAAUGUCCGGGCCUCUGAGACAAAAGGCUCUGCGCAAAAGAACAAAUUCAAAUAUAAGUUAGUUCCUGAAGGAGACAGCACUGCUUCAGAAAACACGGAGAUCACCUCUGAGAGGCAGAAGGAAGGCAUCAAGUUGACAAUUCGGAUAUCUAGUCGGAAGAAGAAGCCAGAUUGUCCCCCACAAAUUGUGGACUCUGAAAGCAAGGAAGAGAAGGUGGGGAAGGAAGAAGAGAAAACAAGUAUGGGGCGUACUUUAAGAAGGUCUCCAAGAAUAUCUAGACCCACAGCAAAAGUAGCCGAGAUCAGAGAUCAGAAAGCCGAUAAGAAGAAAGGGGAAGGAGAAGAUGGAGUGGAAGACGAGCCAACUGCUUUGCAGAGAGCAGACAAGAAGGAUCACUUGAAAAAAGCCGAGAAGGAUACAAGUUCUAAAGUGAGCAAGGUAAAACCCAAAGGCCGAGUCCGCUGGACCGGUUCCCGGUCGCGUGGCAGGUGGAGAUACUCCAGCAAUGACGACAGUGACGGGUCUGACAGUGAGAAGUCCUCUGCGGCCUCGGAGGAGGGGAAGGAGAGUGAGGAAGCCGUCCUUCCAGAGGAUGAUGAGCCCUGCAAGAAAUGCGGCCUCCCGAACCACCCAGAACUAAUUCUUCUGUGCGAUUCCUGUGACAGUGGCUACCACACCGCCUGCCUCCGUCCUCCUCUGAUGGUCAUCCCUGAUGGAGAAUGGUUCUGCCCUCCUUGCCAGCAUAAACUACUGUGUGAAAAAUUAGAAGAACAGUUGCAAGAUUUGGACGUUGCUUUAAAGAAGAAAGAGCGUGCUGAGCGAAGGAAAGAACGCUUGGUGUAUGUUGGUAUCAGUAUUGAAAACAUCAUUCCUCCACAAGAGCCAGAUUUUUCUGAAGAUCAAGAAGAAAAGAAAAAAGAUGCAAAAAAGUCCAAAGCAAACUUACUAGAAAGGAGAUCAACAAGAACAAGGAAAUGUAUAAGCUACAGGUUUGAUGAGUUUGAUGAAGCGAUUGAUGAAGCUAUAGAAGAUGAUAUCAAGGAGGCUGACGGAGGGGGGGUUGGCCGAGGAAAAGAUAUCUCCACCAUCACAGGUCACCGUGGGAAAGACAUCUCUACCAUUUUGGAUGAAGAACGAAAGGAGAACAAACGGCCUCAGAGAGCAGCUGCUGCCCGCAGGAAGAAACGCCGUCGACUUAAUGAUCUUGAUAGUGAUAGCAACCUAGAUGAGGAAGAGAGUGAGGACGAAUUCAAGAUCAGUGACGGGUCUCAAGAUGAGUUCGUUGUGUCUGAUGAAAACCCAGAUGAAAGCGAAGAAGAUCCGCCAUCUAACGAGGACAGUGACAUGGACUUCUGUGGCCGCAGACUGAGGCGGCAUCCGUCUCGGCCAAUGCGGCAAAGCAGGCGCUUGAGGAGAAAGACCCCAAAGAAAAAGUACUCUGAUGAUGACGAAGAGGAGGAGGAGGAGUCCGAGGAGAACAGUAGAGACUCCGAAAGUGACUUUAGCGAUGACUUUAGUGAUGAUUUUGUAGAAACCCGGCGAAGACGAUCAAGAAGGAACCAGAAAAGACAGAUUAACUACAAAGAAGAUUCAGAAAGCGACGGUUCCCAGAAAAGUAUACGACGUGGUAAAGAAAUCAGGCGAGUCCACAAGCGCAGGCUCUCCAGCUCAGAGAGUGAAGAGAGCUAUAUGACCAAGAACUCUGAAGAUGAUGAGGUCACAAAAGCGCCUAAGCGAUCUGUUCGGAAACGGGGCCGAAGCACGGAUGAGUACUCAGACGCAGGUGAGGAUGAUGAAGAGGAAGGCAAACCAUCCCGCAAGCGGCUCCACCGCAUUGAGACGGACGAGGAGAGCUGCGACAAUGCUCGUGGAGAUGCAGAGCAGCCUCCCCACGACAGCCAGCCCAGGGCCCUGCCCUCAGAGCAGGAGAGCAGCAAGAAGCCCUAUCGGAUAGAGAGCGACGAGGAAGAGGACUUUGAGAACGUGGGCAAAGUAGGGAGCCCAUUGGACUACAGCCUAGUGGACUUGCCUUCCACUAACGGACAGAGCCCAGGCAAAGCCAUUGAGAACUUGAUGAGCAAGCCAACUGAAAAGUCCCAGACCCCCAAGGACAGUGGCACGGCCAGUGCGAAUCUAGCCCCCAAUGGGACAAGUGGUGGACAAGAGGUGGGGGCCCCGGAGGAGGAUGAAGAUGAGCUUUUGCGAGUGACUGACCUUGUUGAUUAUGUCUGUAACAGUGAACAGUUAUAAGACUUCUUUCCAUUUUUGUGCUAAUUUAUUCCACGGUAGCUCUCACACCAGCGGGCCAGUUAGUAAAAGCUGUUUAAUUUUCCUAGAAAACGCCACUACAGAACGACUUUUUACAAGAGAAAUUUCAACAAAUCCUGAAGUCUUUCUGUGAAGUGACCAGUUUUGAACUUUGAAGAUUAAUAAUUGCUGUAAAUUCCUUUUGAUUUUCUUUUUCCAAGUUCAUGGUCCUUGGUAAUUUCAUUCAUGGGAAAAAAAUCUUAUUAUUAUAACAACAAAGAUUUGUAUAUUUUUGACUUUAUAUUUCCUGAGCUCUCCUGACUUUGUGAAAAGUGUGGAUACGAAUGCAUUCCGAAUCUGUGAGGGCCCAAAGCAGAAUUUAGGGCGGGAGAAGCACCUGUGCUCUAGCUUUUCAUAUUAAAUAUAUAUUAUAUUUAACACUCAUGGCAUAGAUGGUGAUUAACAAACUGUUUAAAGGUCAGUCUACUGUUGCAGUUUGAGAAUUGUAGAUACAACAUCGUACAUACGCCACUUAGUAGUAGCCUUCGUGAAAUCAGUUUGUUUGCUUUUGGAGUUACCACACAUUAAUAAAGAAGAGACCAUGGAAGUACAUUCUAACAACACUUUACCCUAAGUUUCUGUUACAGUAGAGUUUCUUGUUUAAAAGAAAAUCAGACACACAAAAUCAUCUGAAAAGCAUCUGUAUAGGAAAUGGUAUAACGAUACCACAGCAACCAGAUCGUGCUAGCGGCGAGUCUGCAGUAGCUCGUGUGCACCGUGUCGGGUGGGGAGCUGGUGCAGAGUGAGUGUGGGCUUCCCUGCCGUGCGGGUACACUGUAGUGUUAGCUCUCCCGGCUAUGUGGUGUUAACUAGCUGAGAUGUGAUUUGAAUAUGAUCAUCUAAACCCAGCCUACGUGGAGAUGCUAAGCUGACAGUGGUCUGUUAGCACAUCUGAAGACCCAGAAGGGAUUUUCAGGUGAACUCUCACUGGUCUGUUCUUACCCUUUAGUAUCUACUUCAAAUUGAAGUCUACAAACAAAGCAGUUCCUUUGGGAGGUUUUUAGUUUUUGAGUUUAAGCAUGUGGGGUGUGUGUGUAUGUAUGUGUGUGUGUGUUGGAAUUUUCUGUCUGCCUGGAUACAUUAGCAGGACUUGAAUGUAGUUCUGGCAUUUGGCCAUUCUGUACGUCUAUUGAAAUCCAUUGAUAGUCACACAACCAACAGAACUGCGAGCCUCUGGUUUGCUUCCGUUCAAACCUCUCAACACUCUAAGGAUUCGCCCUUUGCUUCAGGAAUCGGCGGUUUCUGAUGAGCUAACGGGUCAUAGCUGGCACUAAAAUGGGAACCUGAUCUUAGUUUCGGGCACAGCCCUAAGCCCAUAUAGCUGUAGCAUUUGUGAUUUGGGCACAGCCUAAGCCUUCAGCAUUGCUUCGGUGGGUGCCUUUGCCCAGGAUCCAGGUUCUCUGUUCCAGUGUUGAGUGUUGCCGGCAACAGACGGACCGUAUCUGCUGCUGGCCCAGGGAACAUCAUUCUUCUUUUCCGAUUAAGCAUGGUAUGUGGUAGCCAGUGUACAGUAGACCACUUUUUUUUCAUCACUAAGAGCUGCCAUUAGACUUGCUUCAUAAAGACCUCUCUGGAAACUUUGUGCUCCUACUUUCUGUUCCUCGACAGAUACUGCCGUUAAAUUUUGGCCUUUAAAGUUUAGUGCUGAUUUUAUUUUUUCCAUUACUGGAUUCCUGUUUCACUUUAGUUCUGGAGAACUUGACCGAUAAUAUUUUUGCUUUGAUUCUAGUGAUGAACUUGUAUUUAAAGAAAACCCAAGGAUGCAGCUGCUCUACAGGACCAGCUGUGGUUCUUUUUCUUUUUACUGCACAACAGUUUUGUGCUGGGAGGACGGGUGGGCUGACAUUCGCAGGAAGUAAAGGACCGGAGGGAGCCACACUCGCUUGCUAAGCUCCCUUCCAGCCAAGUAAACCCUUAACUGUCUAGAACAGACAAGAACUCCUACUUGAGCAUGGUAAGUGGUUCCUCUCCCCCCCAGAAGGUCUCAGCCCUGCCACCAGAGAGAGCCACCUGGUGUAGCAGCUCUCCCUGUGCCUGUCUCCAGCUCUGCACACACCAGCUCUUGCAUCCACCUAUCAAUUCUCACCGUUUAUGCAGACGCUUAGAAGGCACAGGCGAGUAGCUAAUGCAGCAGUAGCAGAAUGUGAAGUAACUUCUGUCAUGGAAAAACCAUGGUGAUUUUCACAGUAAAGACUGAGUUUCCCACUUAGCAAAUGUCCCAUUGGCGGGUUCAGAACCACUAUGUGCUACCUGAUCCUCACUAAACUUGAGUGUCUCCCUUCUAACCUUACAUUCUCACUAACCAACUGGCUAUCAGUAGUAAUCCGGGCAGCUAAUCCAUACUGAUUCUUAGUAUCCAGAGAGUGCUGCUGCUUGACUUUUUUUGUUGUUUCUAUUCAUGUUGGAGAUCAAAUCCAGGUCCUCAUGCGUGCUGGGUAGAACUCCUGCCGUAUUUAGUGUUUAAGACUCUGUCCCUCAGAGUCUGUUAUCUCUCAGAAAUACUCACUUGGAAGAUCUUCCCAGUGAGGUCUCUGUUGCUGCUGUCAAAAUAAAUGUGUAUCAAAAAUUCCAAUACAGCCAUUGAGAACUGGAGGAUGGAAGGGCAAGCAGUAAGUCAGGUCUUAAGGAAGUCAGGUCGCUAUCUUCAAUCCUUGAUAGAUGCAGGUUCUCAACUGAUCUGUAUCCCCUUUAGUAACACCAGUCACUCCCUGGUACCUUUUGAAAUACAAGCAUUGAGCUUGUCUCAGACUCUUAGUCUACAGCGUAGGCGUCAUGGGAAGAUACAGUAGUAUUCAGAGGGUUUACUUUGCCAUAAAGUUUGAAGACUCGCCAGAUUUGAAACAGCGUAGGAAAAGGACUCAGACUGUACUGGUGAGAUGGCAAGUUAGUGUUUAUUGUAGAACGUUACUGCAAAGUGAUGUGCACAUAACACAGUGAGGGUUCCUUGGCAUCGUUGUCAAGGUUGCACAUUCAGAGCAUAAAGAAGAGUUUCAUUAAGAAUGAAUUCAUGUUUACUGGUAACUUAUUUUUUAAAAAGUGAUCUGCCAAAGAACCAAGAACUUCAGAUAUUAAUGGAUGGCAUUGUUGUGGGGGGGAAGAUUGCUAACAAUGUUACUCUCUUUUCACUUUCUAGUGGCUAGGACCUAUCCUAUAUCACAGACAUUUAGGCAGAGUACAUCUACUAAGGAAAACGUGGACACUUGUUUAAUUUGAGCGUGGGAAGGAUGGAGAAUGUGCUGGUAAUUUUGAGUGGGAAGGAUGGAGUUCCUGUCAGCCUCAUUUGUAAGCAGAGGUACUAGCCACUGCUAACUGUUCUCUCCGGAGACAAAACAAAUCUUAACAUUCAGAUAAUGCUGUGGCUCCACGGCCCGCUGCCAGCCAAGCCGGUCUCUGGUUCAGGAUAGUGUUCCCGCUUUAGAACAGGUGUUCAAACCAAGAGUUUUCUUAAGGGGAAAUGUGUAUACACAAAACUUCCUGGAUGACUACUAGAAUACUAAACUCAUCAUGAACUUACUUAUAAAAAAUAUAAGGUAAAUAGUUGUGACAAAAUUAUGAAUAUGAUUCAGUUAUAGAAAGUUUAGAGAAAAAUAGUUUUUCUUGUUGGUUUGACAUUCUCAGAAUAUAUUUCUGGUUCUCAUGAGAGUCAGAGAAUGCCAAGACCACAUGUGUGCUGUAACCUACAUAGUCCUUGUCUGUGUUCAUAUGGUCCAUUAUUGAACUCUCAGAAUAAAUUCAUUCCUGUUUUAUCCUCCAUUCCCAUUGUAAACCGCGGAGGUGGCAAGCUAACUGCUGGUGUAUGUUCUCACUGUUUGUCCCCGAUCCUGAAGGAAGAGGCAUUUGCUUUCAGUGGCUUUUAUUUGUUUUAUUUUAUUUUUAUUUUUUGGUUUUUUGAGACAGGGUUUCUCUGUGUAGCCCUGGCUGUCCUGGAACUUACUCUGUUGACCAGGCUGACCUCAGACUCACAGAGAUCCACCUGCCUCUGCCUCCUGAGUGCUGGGAUUAAAGGCGUGCACCACCGCCGCCCAGCUUCAGUUUUUAAACUUUGUUGUCUCCACUUAAUUUUCAAAAUAUUUCAAUCCAACUUAAAUGAGUUAACACCUUUGAGUGCCAAUGUUUGCUAGGUACCUGGCUGCAUAACGCUGAGGAUAACUCGUCCCCAUGUAACUGUUGUAAGCCAAGAUAAGGUGGACCUGGUCUGGAAGCACUGGAUCGUGCACGCAGCACCUGCUGCUCACACCAACCCUCUCACAUGUUGCUUAGAACGGUUCCCUUGGCAUUUCCGCCCCUCAGGCCAUGUCCACACCUCCCUGCCCCGUUUUGCACGUGUGCCACUUUGCUUGGGGAGACGCUGUUCUGGCACAUUCGCUGCGCUCCUUUCAGCUCAAGGUGUCUUUUAUCUUGCUGUUUUAGAUGUCUGUCCUAUACACAAUAUAUGCGAAAGAACAUAUCAAAUUACCAGAGGAAUGGGGAUUUAUUUACUAAGUUCUAGACGUUUUGAAUGAGGAAAAAAAAUAAGGAAUUAUGUUUGUGGGUUUGUUUUUUCUGCCAAACUGGUACAAGCUAGAAAAUGUGCAGAGGACUGAAUAGCCUGCCUUGUUCUUUUUGCCACUGGACGUUUCACAUUAAGAACACGCCGGUCUAACUCUCCUUUCUUGACUUUCAUCCGUUUCAGGAGUCUGACUUAAGUGUUUGGGGUUUGUUGAUCUGUAUUUAUUGCGUCCUGGUCAUAGGCCAGGAGGCUGCAUGUUAUGUUUGUGGCCAGCCAGAACACAGUCAUUGUGGGACUUAAUGGCUCAAGAUCUUCUAAAUCAUUUAACUUAUUUUGUAUGUUGCAAAAAAAAAAAGUUUAUUUUGCUUGAGAGUCACAUUUUUUUAUAACUGUACAGCUUUUAAGGGAUGGGAGGUGGGAAAUACCCUAAAAUAGGAUGUACAUUUUUACAGUUGUGUUUAUGCUAGGACAUCUACAGGAGCAUUAUAUAAUUAAACCUCAAAUUGUUUAACACCUGUGCCAUGGUCUUUUUCGUUCUGUUGCCCUUUAGCAGAAUUGGUGCAUGUCAAUCUUGCACUGCUGUAUGGACAACCCUUGAAAAGAGAGUAAAACCUUCCAAAGCCUCCAUCCCACUGCAGGAGUAUACCCCGGCCACCUCUGUGCGUGCGCGCGCGCACGCGUGCGCACACACACACACACACACACACACAUACACAGUUUACAUCAAUGUGAGUGGAUCUGCGGGAUCAGUACAGCUGCAACACCCCAAAUCUGGCAAUCAGCGGCAUUCUUUCCGUGCAUGGCUUCAUGCUGCGUGUCUAGGGUAUUGUUGGCGUUGGUGUGUUUUGUUCUUGAUCGUAGUGUGUGAGUACCUUGCCUAAAACUCCCAUGUGGUUCCAUGUGCACUUAAGGGAUGGACUAUGAUGAGAUGGAGGUGGGAAUGGGGCAGGGCUAGGAAAGAAGGAAAACUUGAACUGUUUGACCAUUCCGUAGACUUACCCAGCUUGCUGAGAGCUGGCAAGAGGGACGUCACGUUCAGUUUUUCAAUCCCCCUUAUUUGGUAAUUUUGGUCUCUUAACUUCCACUGGCAGUUGUCAGGGCACAUUCCACCAUGCUACCACCACACCUUUUAUCAUUCUAAUUUACUAUCUGUAGAGCAUCUCUGUAGCUUUGGACUCUGUCCUGGAACUCUAUCUGUAGACCAGCCUGAUCUCAAACUUGCAGAGAUCCACCUGCCUCUGCCUCCCGAGUGCUGGGAUUAAAGGUCUGCGCCAGCACUGCCUGGCCCAUAACCAUUCCUAUAAGGAAUUAAAUCCCUCUCAAUGUGUCAUGAUUUCUAAGUAACCUUCACCUGUAGUCAACUAAUUUAGGAAAUAUUUUUCUUUGCUCUCUUCACCCAUUUGGAAAGUUACGGACCAAGGAAUUCAAUGUGAAGAGUACACAUUCGAGAUAAGAGUUUGUAAAUUGUCUUACUUUUGAAUCUGGCUUUAUUUUAUAAAGUAGUAACUAAGUUCCAGGAAGCAUCCAAUCAGAACAUGUCUUGGAUUUUCAGAUGUGCUUUCAUAAAAUACUUUAUUUUCCCUAUGCAUAAAAUAAAAAUAAUUGGAACGGUUCUCAAAAUGCUUUUUUUCCAUGAGAGCUGAGGCAGAAGCUCCAAGAUAGGCACGGGACUAACUCCUGGUGUACUCAGGAGCGUGCUGUUAGCCAGAGCAGAGCUGGAGUGCAUGUUCACUCCAGCACUCCUGCAGGUGUGAGUCAAGGGCGGGAAUCUGAAAACUGGAAACAGGAUUCUGAUGUCUAGGAAAGCCUGUGUCUGAGAGGUGCGGCAGACCCUGAGAGCUCAGGGCUUCAGGAACACUAGAACCGCAGUGCGUAUUCAACGUGAGACCCAAAAUAUGUUGUGGCUGGGGCCGAUAUUUUUGUUAAUGAAAUGUUGAAUGUCUCCUUACAGUCUGAUCGAAAUUCUCAGUGUACUAAGCCAUUUUACAGCUAUUGG